This is a messenger RNA of Anas platyrhynchos (mallard), 4371 nucleotides long. RefSeq names its product glutamate ionotropic receptor kainate type subunit 4 (gene GRIK4). The record is from RefSeq and is a predicted model, not a curated record. Gene Ontology annotation, cellular component: membrane. Gene Ontology annotation, biological process: monoatomic ion transport. NCBI's taxonomy places the organism in Eukaryota, Metazoa, Chordata, Aves, Anseriformes, Anatidae. Gene Ontology annotation, molecular function: ligand-gated monoatomic ion channel activity; signaling receptor activity.
UGAAAUCACAGCAGCUGUUGGCAAAAGGGAUGGCUCUGACCCCAUGGGGCACUACAAGGCACGGUCCCAAGCGAUCAGAGGGAGCUGCCAGGUACCCCAGGAGUGGUUUUACAGAAAUCAAGCAAACCUGAGCAAGGAUAUGAGGCAGAGUUAUGUCAUGCCCAGACCACCGAAGGGCUCCAUGAGGAUUUAUAGAAGAUGCCCCGUGUCUUGGCGCCUCUGGUGCUCCUUCUGCUGUGGCUGAUGAGGAUCGCUGCCAGCCCCCACUCCCUGAGGAUCGCUGCCAUCCUGGAUGACCCGAUGGAGUGCAGCAGAGGGGAGCGGCUCUCCAUCACCCUGGCCAAAAACCGCAUCAACCGUGCGCCUGAGCGGGCGGGGAAGGCCAAGGUGGAGGUGGACAUCUUCGAGCUGCUGCGGGACAGCGAGUACGAGACGGCAGAAACCAUGUGCCAGAUCCUUCCUAAAGGGGUGGUAGGCGUCCUGGGACCUUCCUCCAGCCCAGCCUCCAGCUCUAUCAUCAGCAAUAUCUGCGGGGAGAAAGAGGUUCCUCACUUCAGAGUGGCGCCGGAGGAGUUCCUGAAGCUGCAGCUCCAGCGCUUCACCACGCUCAACCUCCACCCCAGCAACACCGACAUCAGCGUGGCCGUGGCAGGAAUCCUGAAUUUCUUUAACUGCACCACCGCCUGCCUCAUCUGCGCCAAAGCUGAAUGCCUUUUAAACCUCGAGAAGUUGCUUCGCCAGUUCCUCAUCUCCAAGGACACGCUCUCGGUCCGAAUGCUGGACGACAGCCGGGACCCUACCCCUCUGCUGAAAGAGAUCAGGGACGACAAAACAGCCACCAUCAUCGUGCACGCCAACGCCUCCAUGUCCCACACCAUCCUGCAGAAGGCAGCCGAGCUGGGAAUGGCGUCUGCCUACUACACGUACAUCUUCACUAAUCUGGAGUUUUCCCUCCAGCGCCUGGACAGCCUGCUGGACGACCGAGUCAACAUCCUGGGGUUUUCCAUUUUCAACCAGUCUCACGCUUUCUUCCAAGAGUUUGUGCAGAGCCUCAACCAGUCCUGGCAGGAGAACUGCGACCACGCUCCUUUCACUGGCCCGGCACUCUCCUCCGCCCUGCUGUUCGACGCCGUCUACGCCGUGGUGAGCGCCGUGCAGGAGCUGAACCGGAGCCAGGAGAUCGGCGUCAAGCCCCUGUCCUGCGGCUCUGCCCAGAUCUGGCAGCACGGCACCAGCCUGAUGAAUUACCUGCGCAUGGUAGAAUUGGAAGGUCUCACCGGCCACAUCGAAUUCAACAGCAAAGGCCAGCGGUCCAACUACGCCCUGAAAAUCCUGCAGCACACACGCGGUGGCUUCCGACAGAUCGGCCACUGGCACGUUUCUGAAGGACUCAGCAUGGACAACAGGAUCUUCUCCUCCAACAUCUCCGACAGUCUGUUCAACACCACGCUCAUUGUCACCACCAUCCUGGAAAACCCCUACUUAAUGCUGAAGUGGAACCAUCAGGAGCUGGAAGGCAACGACCGCUACGAGGGCUUCUGCGUGGACAUGCUGAAGGAGCUGGCCGAGAUCCUGCGCUUCAACUACAAGAUCCACCUGGUUGGUGACGGUGUGUACGGAGUCCCCGAGGCAAACGGCACGUGGACAGGGAUGGUCGGGGAGCUGAUUGCUCGGAAAGCCGACUUGGCAGUGGCAGGGCUGACGAUUACAGCGGAGCGGGAGAAGGUGAUUGAUUUCUCUAAGCCAUUCAUGACUUUGGGAAUUAGCAUUCUCUACCGAGUUCAUAUGGGCCGCAAGCCUGGCUACUUCUCCUUCCUGGACCCCUUUUCCCCUGGCGUCUGGCUCUUCAUGCUGCUCGCCUACCUGGCCGUCAGCUGCGUCCUCUUCUUGGUUGCUCGGCUGACGCCAUAUGAGUGGUACAGCCCCCACCCCUGCUCGCAAGGCAGAUGCAACCUCCUCAUCAACCAGUACUCGCUCGGCAACAGCCUGUGGUUUCCCGUCGGGGGCUUCAUGCAGCAAGGCUCCACCAUCGCCCCCCAGGCGUUGUCCACGCGCUGCGUCAGUGGAGUCUGGUGGGCCUUCACCUUGAUCAUCAUCUCCUCCUACACGGCCAACCUGGCAGCCUUCCUCACCGUGCAGCGGAUGGAUGUCCCCAUCGAAUCCGUGGAUGACCUGGCUGACCAGACAGCCAUCGAGUACGGCACCAUCCACGGCGGCUCCAGCAUGACCUUCUUCCAAAACUCCCGCUACCAGACGUACCAGCGGAUGUGGAACUACAUGUACUCCAAGCAGCCCAGCGUCUUCGUGAAGAGCACGGAGGAAGGGAUCGCGCGCGUGCUGAACUCCAAUUACGCCUUCCUGCUGGAGUCCACCAUGAACGAGUAUUAUCGUCAGCGCAAUUGCAACCUCACGCAGGUCGGGGGCCUUCUGGACACCAAGGGCUACGGGAUUGGCAUGCCCGUCGGCUCCGUGUUCCGCGACGAGUUCGACCUGGCCAUUCUCCAGCUGCAGGAGAACAACCGCCUGGAAAUCCUGAAGCGCAAGUGGUGGGAAGGAGGCAAAUGUCCCAAGGAGGAGGACCACAGGGCCAAAGGCCUGGGGAUGGAGAAUAUUGGUGGAAUCUUCGUGGUUCUCAUCUGUGGCUUAAUCGUAGCGAUUUUUAUGGCAAUGCUGGAAUUUCUGUGGAGCCUUCGGCACUCUGAGCAGUCAGAGGUGUCGGUGUGCCAAGAAAUGGUGACGGAGCUGCGCAACAUCAUCCUCUGCAAGGACAGUUUCCACCCCCGUCGGAGGCGAGGGGGGAUGGCACGGACUCGCCCCGUUAUCCCCGAGGAGCGCCGAGCCCGCAGCACCACCACGCUCAGCAACGGGAAGCUGUGCAGCGGGGGAGAGCCAGACCCCCUGGCACAAAGACUGGCACAAGAAGCUGCCCUGGUCGCCCGGGGCUGCACGCACAUCCGCGUCUGCCCCGAAUGCCGCAGGUUUCAGGGGCUCCGGGCACGGCCGCCUCCGGGCUCGCCCGCGCAGAGCGAGGAGAGCUUGGAGUGGGAGAAGACCACCAACAGCAGCGAGCCCGAGUAAAGCCGGGGGGCAGUUGGGGGGAGCCGGGGUGGGCCGAGAGGGUCCUGUUCCAUUUUACAGAACACGGACUUGUACAAUGUCAAACUCGUUUUUAAAUUAAAAGCAGUUACCCAGCUUCUCCAGAGCACGGCAGGCCGCCUUGGGGCUGACGCACGAGCCCGGCUGGAGGGUGGGCUUUGGAGAGGACGCGCGGCUCGCCGGACCCCGAGGCACCAGGAGCGAGCUCCUCCGGCUGGGCUGCCUCCAGCAGCCGUCCCCACGCAGCUCCCAGGUGGGAAGGAGGGGACACGGUGGGUAAUUCGUGUAGCAGACAUCGCCCACCCGGGGGGGCGAGAGUUCUUCUUGGAGCUUCUCCAUCCCAGGCCAGCAGGAAGGCCGCUGUCUCCCCAUCACACAGACUCACAGCGGGGCGUUCGCAUCGGGCGGGGGGAGGGAUUUUUUUCUUUGACGUGGACGAGGGAUGGGAAGGGAGGAGUUGUUAUUUCGUUUCGUUUCGUUUGGGGUACUCCAGGACCUAGUCUCCGAGGCACCAGGUUCCAGGUGCUAAACUUCUUCCUUUCUAGAGCGGGGCGGGCGGCCUGAGAGAGGGAGGAAGGGAUGGGACGUGCUCCCUGCGAGGAACAGCACGUGCUGAAAGCCCAUCCGAGGAGUUGUUAACGUACAUAUAUAUAUACAAAUAUAUAUAUAUACAUAGAUAUAUAUAUAUUAAAAUGCCAAAAACCAACCAACCAACACAGUGAACUCAAAGAGGCCUUGAAACGCCUGGAAUUUCAGGGGUUCUGUGUCUUUCGUUUAGUUCUGGGGUUAUCUUCAGCUUUUUCAUUUUUUUUUUUAAAUUCCCUUCUGUUUUUUGGGGUGUGGGUCGGGGAGCCCUUGGAGGAGGGGGAAAAGAGAGCAGGGAACGGGGAGGGAGCACCCUUCCCACCAGCUCCCCUUGCCCGUGCCCCACACAGUGCCCGGGGCAGCUCGCUGCCCGCGUCCAGCAGCGACGGUGCCGCAUGUGGUGUCAGAGAAACCCCAUCGGGGUGGGAUCUCGUGCGAGGACAAUAUUCACCUCCCUAGCAACAGCAGCAGCUCGCCCUCCGCUCGGUGCAGACGUGGGUUUCACGGCGACGAGUUGAAUUUUCUGAUUGAAAAAACAAAUUCUAUGCAAUUUCUGAUUGUAAAAGGGAAGAGAGGAAAAUGGAGAGGGGCAGGGGAGAUAAAGCCUUGAGUGAAGGUACAUCCUGUUCUCGAAUUGUUUUCUUUUCUUUUUGUCUUGAAUGUACUGAAAUAAAAGAUGUCCUUGUAUAA